ACAAGCGUACAGCAGGGAAGCCUCGUCGCGAAAACCAGGGCCUCAGAUUACAACCAACGCGCGGUGUGCCCACACCAUUACUCCGGGCAAGGGACUACUUCUGGGCCCACAAGUCAGAAAACAACACGUGCCGUGAAAAAAAAAGAGAAAAAAAGCGUUGCACACUUGCACCCUUGGCCCUUGGGUGCGAAACACGCACAGCCCGCAGCGCUAGCUACACCCGUCGAUCGCACGAGCGAAGCUGCCAUGGCCGACGCCGCCGGCGACGGCCAGGUGGAGGCGGAGGCGCAGGUCCCAGACGACGUGGUGGACGAGAUCCUGAUCCGCCUCCCCUCGCGCUCCUCCCUGGCGCGCGCCGCGGCGGCCUGCUCGGCGUUCCGGGCGCUCGUCUCGUCGCCGCGCUUCCUCCGCCGCCACCGCGCGCGGCACGGGGCGGGCGAGCCCGGCGCGCUCCUGGGCUCGUUCGCGUUCUCCUCCGAGGGCGGCGUGUUCCACCCCGCGGAGCCGCCGCACCCCGCCGCCUCCGCGGCGCGCGCCGUCGCGGCCGCCGCGGACUUCUCCUUCUCGUUCCUCCCGCCGUCGCCGGUGGAGGACCCCCGCAAGGGGCUCGGGUGGAUCGUCCGCGACCACCGCGACGGCCGCUUCCUCCUCGACCGCGUCGCCUCCCUCGACGACAACGUGUUCCCCGAGCUCGCCGUCUGCGACCCUCUGUCCCGCCGCUACGCCGUCCUCCCGCCCAUCCCGGAGGAGCUCCGCGACGCCGUGGACAGGCCGCUCGGGGUCAUCGGCGGCCGCCGCCGGUGCGAGCCCUUCCUCGCUCCGUGCGACGCCGACGCCGCCGACGAGGAGCCCGCGUUCGCCGUGAUAUGGACGGCGCGGUGCCCGAGGAAGGUGGUGGCGUUCGCCUUCUCGUCGCGCGACGGCGGGCGGUGGCGCGCGCUCCCGUCGCCGGAGUGCUUCGUCUGGAGCAGGCACCGCUCGCCGUUCGGGUGCCCGGUGCACGCCGUCUGGAACCGGCGGUUCUACGCGCACGGCUGCUUCUACUGGCUCGACUGCCUCGCCCACCGCUGGCUGGUGCUCGACACGCGCGCCAUGGAGCUCUCCCUCGUGCAGAUCCCAUCUCCGGCGGGCUACUGGGAGGAGCACGUCGCCGUCGUGGAGGGAGAGGACGGCAAGGUCGGCGUGUUCGCGCACGACUUCUACCACCCCGGCGGCAACGCCUGCCUCUACUACUACACCGUCGUCUUCCACGGCGACGGCGAGGGCCCGCGGUGGCAGCUGGAGCGGACGGUGCCGCUGCCGUGGCCGGCGGUGCACGGCCGGCCGUACAGCAUCCGCGCCGCCGUGCACGGCAGCUUGAUUCUUGAAGUCAACGACAGCGCGCCGGUGUUCAUCACGAGCUACCGGAGCAGGGACGUCGAGCUGUACAAGAUCGACGUCAAGAGCUUCAAGCUGGAGUUGAUCGGCAAUGCACGGUGCGCCGCCGGCGACAUCGCCUGGGCAUACUUCGGCUUCCCGCCAUUGCUGUCCUUGCCAACUGUCUGAAAAGAAAAGAAUCCUGUACAUUUUGAAUCCAUAUGUAAGCAUCAGUUCAUAUAUUGGUGUGAUUCUAGAACCAAAUUACACCAAAAUCCCAGACAUCAUGUACAGUAUUU
Oryza brachyantha (malo sina) is the source of this 1655-nucleotide messenger RNA. RefSeq lists its product as uncharacterized. The transcript has a single exon. Gene Ontology annotation, molecular function: protein binding. The record is from RefSeq and is a predicted model, not a curated record. NCBI's taxonomy places the organism in Eukaryota, Viridiplantae, Streptophyta, Magnoliopsida, Poales, Poaceae. The coding region runs from base 247 to 1545 and encodes 432 amino acids.